GGCUGAUGCUGUCAUCAGGCUGACCGGUCGCUAAUGUCUGUCAACUGUAAAGAAAAUCAUGGCCUCUGCGUAGUAACAUUAGUCGCUUGGAGUCUGUAAUGUAACUUGACGCUCAACAAGAUACCAGACCCGAACAUGUGAGCGCAUUACUUAAUAAUUGUGUCCGUUUUAGAACAGCUAACUGGCGUAACUACAACCGGAACAGCAGAAGAAGAAGAUGACGGGUUGGAGCGCCGGUCCGUUUCUGCUCGCUGUCCUGCUAAUUUUGACUGUAUGUGUGGUGAAACCAACAUCUGAGUUUGACCCAUAUCAAGUUCUGGGUGUGAGCAGGAGUGCCAGUCAAGCAGAAAUCAAACGGGCGUACAAGAACUUGGCCAGAGAAUGGCACCCAGAUAAGAGCAAAGACCCCAAAGCUGAAGAUAUGUUUAUUAAGAUUUCUAAAUCAUAUGAGAUUUUAUCUAACGAGGAGCGAAGGUCCAACUUCGAUCGUUUUGGGCAAAUGGAUGAAAACCAGCCGUUCAGCCAGUCGCAGCGUCACGGUUUCCGCAACUUUCACAGCAGUUUCUACUUCGAUGAGUCGUUUUUUCAUUUCCCCAGGUCCAGGGAUUUUGCUGACAGCAAGUACAUGCUUCACCACGCGCAGUAUAACAGUGACGUUCUGCCAGACAGCUAUAGGAGGCCGUACCUAAUCAAAGUGACUUCUGAGUGGUGCUUUGCAUGUAUGCACAUUGAGCCUGUGUGGAAGCAGACUGUGCAGGAGCUGGAACCUCUGGGCGUGGGUAUUGGCAUUGUGGACUUGGGUUAUGAGCGCCGCCUAGCCAAUCAGCUGGGAGCUUAUCGGGCUCCCUCCAUCAUCGGGCUGGUGAACGGCAGGAUGACCUUCUUCCACCAGGCUGUGGUACGAGAACACCUGCGACAGUUUGUGGAAGAUCUGCUGCCUCAGAACCUGGUGCAGAGGAUUAACGAUAAUAACUGUCGGACUUUUCUUGAUGACUGGCAUGCAGAAAACAAGCCCAGUGUUCUCUUGUUUGAUCAAGUCCCUGUUGUGCCUCUGCUCUACAAGCUGACAGCUUUUGCCUUUAGAGACUAUGUCCGCUUUGGUCAUGUGGAUCAGGGUGACGCACACAGCACUAAGCUCCUGCAGCAGUUCAACGUUAACACCUACGCUCCCACCAUGCUGCUGUUUAAGGAGGACACAGAGAAGCCGGUUGACAUCAUCCAGGCCAGAGGAAUGAAGAGGCAGCUCAUGGACGAGUUUGUCUCCAACAACAAGUUCCUGCAGGUGCCUCGGCUGGUCAGCCAGCAGCUUUUUGACGAGCUGUGUCCUGUUAAACAGUUCCACAGACGAAGGAAGUACUGCGUCCUGCUCAUUACUGGAGAGGAUGAAGCUUUUCAUCCUGGUAAUAAGGCUUUCCUGGACUUUGCCUCUGCUAACAAAAAAGACGUGCUACGGUUUGCGUAUGUCUACCAGCAUCAGCAGCAGCCUCUUUGUCAGGCGCUUCUGCACAACCAUGCUCCCAUUUCACCUCAGGUGGUGAUUCUGGAGAGACGGAGCCAGGCUGGACGGGUCCUGUACCGCUCGGUGAGCGGCGGCUGGAACGGCAGCGAGGAAGACGAAUCCCGCCUCCACGAACAGCUGGAGCUCCUUCAGAAGGACCCCACCUACCUGACCUCGGACACCACCUUACCGGAGCUCAACAACGAGAUGGCCCCCAUUUUUAUCAUUCAGUGGAUGAAUGCAGCUUAUGAUUACGUCCUUCAAAUGUAUGAUGGCCUCCUCUACUCCAACUGGCAAGAGAUGAUGCCCAUUCUGUCCUUGAUCUUCUCGGCUCUCUUUAUUCUUUUUGGCACUGUAAUCAUUCAGGCUUUCAGCGAGUCUGGUGAGAGCGCACCUCGCAAACCAAAAGAGCAGCCCGCGAGGCAAACUGAGGAGGACGCAUCAAGCAGACCGAGUACCUCAAGCCGUCCUCCAAAGAAGGACUUUGUGGAAGUGACAGAGUUAACAGACAUCACGUACGUCAGUAACCUGGUAAAACUAAGACCAGGUCACAUUAAUGUUGUUCUGGUGCUCACCAAUGUCUCCAAAAAUGCUCUGCUGAGGAAAUAUGCCAAAGAGGUUUUCUCCUUCUCUGGCACCCAGACCCUUCACUUCUCCUUCCUCAACGCUGACAAGCACCGCCACUGGAUGCCUUCGCUCCUUCACUCGGCCUAUCUUGGAGAAAGUGGCAGCCGUUCAGAGGACGAGGAGUCCUCAGAUUACGCCGGCCACGUCCUGGCUCUCAACGGCCACAAGAAAUACUUUUGCCUUUUUAGACCAGUUUUCACGGGAGACGAUCCCAGCGAUUCGUCAUCCGAGACCUCAGUUUCUUCCGAGAGCAAGAGAAAGUCCCGCUCCAGGUCCAGGACGAGCUCCCACUCCCGAUCCCGGUCCCAUUCCAGGGAGGACGGGGCCGUACCCAGAAGGGGCUCGAGUAGAGCUACUAGCAUAGAAGUCCACCACAAGCUGGACAGGCUGGGUCUGUGGAUGGAGAGGCUGAUGGAGGGGACGCUGCCCAGGUUACACGUCCCUGCAUGGCCCACGCUCAGCCAGGACUCCACAGAGAGCUGAGGUCCAAACAGCUGGUGUGGGUCGCAGCGCAGGCGAUGGCUGUCGUCAACACCUGGUGGGUCGUAGAGGAACACCAGUGGAUAGAGCAGCAAAACACUCUGCAGCUUUUGGACUUCAACAGUUUACACACACAACUGUCAAAAUGUGCAGACGCAUUCCUGUGUCCCCUGCAUACUGAUGUUUUCUAAGUCCAUAAGGAACUCACAUGCACAUUCACAAGCGUCAUUCUGUUUCUUUAGCUGUGCCAGAAUGUUGACACCACAUCUGUACAGGCGCGAGCAGAGUUAUCAUCAGAGAAGACAUUUGAGUGUGAUUAUUAUGUGGACUCAAUUCAGUAAACAAACAA
Messenger RNA from Nematolebias whitei (Rio pearlfish), 2954 nucleotides. It is a transcript of the gene dnajc16l, whose product is annotated as DnaJ (Hsp40) homolog, subfamily C, member 16 like. The transcript has 16 exons. Bases 218 to 2608 code for a protein of 796 amino acids. The record is from RefSeq and is a predicted model, not a curated record. NCBI's taxonomy places the organism in Eukaryota, Metazoa, Chordata, Actinopteri, Cyprinodontiformes, Rivulidae.